AUGUCCUCGCUCGCCUUCCUCAUGGCACUGCUUCUCUCUUGCAGCACCAUGAGCAGCGCGGCACGGUACCUGGAGGAGACGAAGCCUGCAGAGGAGUACCCGCCACAUCCGACCGCGCCGGAGAUCCCCAAGCCAGAACUGCCACCGCAUCCCACCGUGCCGGAGUUGCCCAAGCCUGAGCUGCCACCUCACCCCACCGUGCCAGAACUCCCGAAGCCUGAGCUGCAUCCACACCCUACCGUGCCGGAGCUGCCCAAGCCUGAACUGCCACCGCACCCUACUGUGCCAGAGCACCCAAAGCCUGAACUGCCACCACACCCGCCACAGCUCCCAAAGCCUGAACCGCCGCACCCCGCUGUGCCGGAGCUACCGCACCCUGCCGUCCCUGAGGUGCCAAAACCCGAGCUGCCCCACCCUGCUGCACCGGAGGUUCCGAAGCCAGAGCUGCCGCACCCUGCUGCACCGGAGGUUCCCAAGCCAGAGCUGCCGCACCCGGAGGUGCCAAAGCCUGAACUGCCGCCACACCCCACCGUACCAGAAGUGCCUGAGGUGCCAAAGCAUGACCUUCCGCCUCUGCCGGAGCCUGAGCUGCCAGCCAAGCCGGAGGAGAGCCACUACCCGGUGCCAGAGGCCAAGCCAUGA
Messenger RNA from Miscanthus lutarioriparius, 642 nucleotides. NCBI's taxonomy places the organism in Eukaryota, Viridiplantae, Streptophyta, Magnoliopsida, Poales, Poaceae. The record is from the annotation of a GenBank genome assembly.